Molecule: messenger RNA, 2919 nt
Organism: Otolemur garnettii (small-eared galago)
Lineage: Eukaryota; Metazoa; Chordata; Mammalia; Primates; Galagidae
Gene: CCDC120
Product: coiled-coil domain containing 120
Exons: 9
Coding region: 62-2008 (648 amino acids)
Source: RefSeq, a predicted model, not a curated record
UUUGAUGUGUCACUGUUAGACCUUGUCCAGCCAUCAGUCACGGCCUCUCAACAGCACCAGGAUGGAAGUCAAAGCUGCCCUGUUUGGAGAGGCUGCCCCCCAGGUGAAGUCAGAGCGUCUACGUGGUCUGCUUGACCGGCAACGUGCACUUCAGGAGGCCCUGAGCCUGAAACUUCAGGAGCUCCGCAAAGUGUGUCUCCAGGAGGCGGAGCUAACUGGCCAACUGCCCCCUGAAUGCCCGCUAGAGCCUGGUGAACGGCCCCAGUUGGUCCGCCGGCGCCCCCAUGCAACCCGCGCCUACCCUCCACCACAUCCCAACCCAGCACACCACUCCUUGUGCCCUGCUGAGGAAGUGGCUCUUGAUGCUCUGGAGCGUGAGGUGUCAGUGCAGCAGCAGAUCACAGCAGCUGCCCGCCGCCUGGCUCUGGCCCCUGAGCUGAGCGCUGAACAGCGCCGGCGAAGGCGCCAAGUCCAGGCAGAUGCGCUACGGAGGCUGCAUGAGCUAGAGGAGCAGCUCGGGGAUGUCCGGACCCGCCUUGGCCUCCCAGUGCUCCCGCCAUCCCAGCCACUGCCGCUGUCCACGGGGACAGUGAUCAACACCCCAGGAGUCUGCCUGGGCAUGCGCCUCACUCAGCUCAGCCAAGAGGACAUGGUUCUGCACUCAGAGAGCAGCUCCCUCUCAGAGUCUGGGGCCAGUCAUGACAAUGAGGAGCUCCGUGGCUGCUUCUCACUAGCUGAGCGCCCCUCACCACCCAAGGCCUGGGACCAGCUGCGGGCAGUAUCUGGGGGAAGCCCUGAACGUCGGACCCCAUGGAAACCACCCCCAUCAGAUCUUUAUGGGGAUCUAAAGAGCCGGCGGAACUCUGUAGCCAGCCCCACCAGCCCCACACGCUCACUGCCCAGGAGUGCCUCCAGUUUUGAAGGGCGAAGUGUGCCUGCCACCCCUGUCCUCACUCGGGGCGCUGGCCCCCAGCUCUGCAAACCUGAAGGCCUCCAUUCUCACCAGUGGUCCGGCAGCCAGGACUCACAGAUGGGCUUCCCCCGGGCAGAACCUGCCUCUGAUCGGGCCUCCCUCUUCGCAGCUCGCACCCGCCGCAGUAACAGCUCAGAGGCACUGCUAGUGGACCGGGCAGGUGGUGGGGGAGCUGGCUCCCCGCCUGCCCCUCUGGCUCCCCCUGCUGCUGGCCCCCCGGUCUGCAAGAGCAGUGAGGUGCUGUAUGAGCGCCCCCAGCCAACCCCUGCCUUCUCCUCCCGCACUACUGGCCUCCCAGACCCUCCGCGAGCGGCCCGGCCUAGCUCAGCUGCCCCUGCCUCCCGAGGGCCCCCCCGGCUCCCACCUGUGUGUGGGGACUUCCUUUUGGACUAUUCCCUGGACCGGGGCCUGCCCCGUGGUGGCACAGGGGCAGGCUGGGGGGACCUGCUACCUGCAGCUGAGGUCCCAGGGCCUCCCUCUCGCCGGGAUGGGCUCCUUGCCAUACUCCCUGGCCCACCACCUGUCUAUGUAGCUGACGGUAGUAGCCCCCUCCUCUGCAACAAGGACCCCCACACCCGUGCCACCCGCACCAAGCCCUGUACCUUGCCCUCAGAGGCUGCUGAGGGUCCAGAGGUUCAUCCAAAUCCUCUGCCGUGGAUGCCACCGCCCAGCCGUAUCCCUCCAGCUGGUGAACGAAGUGGCCACAAGAACCUUGCCCUGGAGGGGCUGCGGGACUGGUACAUCCGCAACUCCGGACUGGCCGCGGGGCCCCAGCGCCGGCCUGUGCCCCCCCACAUGGGCCCGCCACACCCACCCUUCCAUACCCGCUGCUAUGAGGUGGGCCAAGCGCUGUAUGGGGCCCCCAGCCAGGUGCCGCUCCCACACUCGAGGAGUUUCACAGCGCCCCCUGUUUCCGGCAGAUACUACGCGGACUUCCUGUACCCCCAGGAGCUGAGCGCUCGUUUAAGUGACCUGACGCUAGAGGGGGAGCAGUCCUCCAGUUCUGACCCCCAGACCCCAGGCACUCUGGUCUGACCCCUUCUGACAUGCCGUUUGCUGGCCUGGGCAUGACUCCAGUCUGGGGAGCACACAGCUGACCUCACUGAGCUCUGGGUGUGGUUGCUCUCAGUCCUGGGUGGGUCCCAACCUAAUCUUCCAAGGACUCUGGCUCCCUGUGGGGCCAAGAAGGCGUCCAAGACACCCUGUUCUCACACUGUGCUGGAGACUGGGGGUCCUCAGCCAGCUUAAAAGAGGGGGAUGAUGUCAUGGGGACUUUAAACCCCUUUCUCCAUUUCUGUUUACAGUUGUGAUUUAGGUAUUCACUGUCUUCCCCUAACACUAGGCAUUUUGUAAAAUGGAAACUGUGAUCUUGUUCUGGUUGGGUUCAUUCCUAUUCUCAUGCCCAGCCUAUUCCCUUCAGGACCAGCCACUCCCCCAAAUGGACCAUAUAGUCUCAGGGCCCUGUUUGGGGCAGCCAGGAGACUAAUGUGAAUACAACUCCCUGCCAUCCCCUACCAGGGCAGUUAUUGGGGAAGUAGGCCUUCUGCCCACAUUUGGAAGGAUUGUAGUCUGGGUGGGGUGCCUGAAGAAGCCCAUCCCCAUCUGCCCAUGGCCUCUGCCUUGACCAUCCCUCAUCAGGAGACCCUGUAGUAGGGGUAAAGGGCAGAGCCAUCAGGUGUGUUGUGUCCUGGGAUGCUGCGGAGGUUGAACCUGGCAUCUGGUAGAUGCCAGUAAAAUCCUCAGGUGAUGUCUGGCCACAGGCCACAUCACAUCUUCCUUGGCUUUCUGUCACCACUUUUUAAACAAAUGCACACAAACUGUGUUUUCUAUAACCUGUCUGUGACUUUCUGGAAAUGGGGGUUCCCCUACUCCCCUUACCUGGUGUUAAACUUUUCUUUUUGUACCAAUGGAUCUGGGCCCAAGACACUACCCACACUGGAAGGGGA